UCUUUGCACCGUUUUCAAUAAUAAUGGUCACAGAUUAUUUUGACUUAGGAAAAUAAUUAAUAUAAUAAUUGUGAAAAUCUAUGCAUCGGCAUUGUUGUACUUUGUUGUUUGCACGUUGUUUUCACUGGCAGUUUCAAAUUUAACGACUUCUUUGUAAGUAUGGUAUGAUCAUCUAUCUUCUGUUUUAUGAUUAUACAGUUCUAUAAUACGUCAACAGUUGGACUCAAUCAAAAUCUUGACCAAAAAUUAAAAAAUAUCAAAAGGAAAGGUUAUGUCGUCCUUGUAUGGCUUUGAACCGAAAGAAAAUUAAUGUCUAGUGCUUGAUUCAAAACAUCCGAAUAUAGGGAAUUAUGAACCAACGGACUACACAACCAGUAGUAAAGAAAUAUAGAAAUGUUAUAUAUAUAUUUUUAUUACAAAUAUUUUAAAAGGUUCUAAUGAUGAAUUUAUAUCAUGGCACCUUAAACGAUAUUCUACGGCAGAUAAAAGAACAUGACAUUUUCUAUUAUUUAUAAAGAUCAUUUUCAUCAUCACUACUGUAUCAUCAAAACAUUUGUUCUGGACAAGGACGAUCUAGAGUCAAGACUGGGCUGGGUCCGAGAUGCUGCAGACUAGUGGCCCUUGGCCCCGAGGCGUUACGGGCCAUAGCAGUGAUUUCUGGGAUAGCAGACGUCACUACGCGCCAGAAGAGGACACCCAGUCGUGUUUUUUAAGUAAACGACGGAGGAGGAAUGAGAAUAUCGGAGUUUCUCUUCAUACUGUAUUUAUUACCAUGGAAUGUCUUCGGUUUCUGAUAUCGUAUAGUGGCACCCGGCAAGUUAUUACUUAGGAAAUGUUACGCUGUCUGCUAGCCAGCUUUUUCGUCAUGCUGCUACCGACAGGUUAUUCUUUCACGAAUCAAAAUACACCUCCAGUAUUCGACUUCAAAAGAGAAUGGUUAAUUCCAGAAAACGAACCCGUCGGCAGUAGAAUAGCUACUGUGGACACUAAAGAUGAUGACGGGGAUCCGAUCGAGUACGGCAUCGAACCAUCUGUUUUUCUGGAUGGUUCUAGUUAUUUUAAAAUCGAUAAAAAGAGUGGCGUGGUCAUUCUCGAUAAUCCUCUGAAAGGAUUGGCUGGAAGUGAUUUUUAUUUAUUCAUCACUGCAAAUGAUGGACAUCAAACUGCUAAAAUUGAAGUUUAUGUCCAAGUAUUAGAAAGCAAUCAAAGACCCCAAGAGCCAACAAUUGAGGUUCCCUUUAGUACCAGCAAUCCACCCCAGAGAGGGGGGACGAGGCUACGGCCAUUUCCGCCCCAUACCUUCAUACCCUCCUCAUCUGACACCACCAACACCUCCACCUUUGCCCACCAUCCUUCCAAGAAAAAUUUCCCCUCCUCGAAGUCCUCGAACCCCAUAUCCACCUCCCCCUCUUCCACCACCAUCUUCCCCUCUGACAAGCAGAAUGUCCCACCAGUAUCAACAAAGGAUAGUGGCACAGAAGGUGGCACAAAGACUAGGCAGAGUGCUGAUAUAACACCAACAGUGCUUUCUAUUAUUGCCAUUAUUCUCUUCUUCAUUUUAACAAUUCUUGUUCAUAAAAAAGUAUCAAUGAGAAGAGAAAGUUCUGAAAUAACUACAACAGAUUUUAAUUACUUUGGAAAUGCAUUUUAUCAUCACAGAAUGUUAACACCAUUAACUACACCCCAUAAUUACACUAGAACAAUGUUAAAAGAUCAAAAGUGGGAAUAUCCAAGACACCAUCUUCAUUUUCUUGGGAUUUUGGGAGAAGGAUGUUUUGGACAGGUUCAUAAAAAAGUAUCAAUGAGAAGAGAAAGUUCUGAAAUAACUACAACAGAUUUUAAUUACUUUGGAAAUGCAUUUUAUCAUCACAGAAUGUUAACACCAUUAACUACACCCCAUAAUUACACUAGAACAAUGUUAAAAGAUCAAAAGUGGGAAUAUCCAAGACACCAUCUUCAUUUUCUUGGGAUUUUGGGAGAAGGAUGUUUUGGACAGGUUUGGAAAUGUGAUGCCAAGACUAGUAAAACAAGACAAAUGCCAGCAAUUGUAGCAGUUAAAACAAUGAAAAAAAAUUCAACAGAGAAAGAGGAAAAAGACUUAAUCAAUGAAUUGGAAAUUUUGAAACUGCUUGAUCCACAUCCAAAUAUAGUAACAUUAUUAGGAUGUUGCACAGAAAAAGAUCCAGUCUUUAUAAUUCUGGAAUAUGUUCCCUAUGGAAAACUGCAAUCAUAUUUACGUGAGAGUAGAGCUGAAAGAUAUUAUGGUAAUUUUCCUGCCACAGAUAAACAUCUCACAUCACAAGAUCUCACUUCCUUUGCAUAUCAAAUAGCAAGAGGAAUGGAAUAUAUAACUUCUAAAGGGAUUAUACACAGAGAUUUAGCAGCUAGAAAUAUAUUAAUUGGAGAAAAUAAAGUUUGCAAAAUUACAGACUUUGGUUUUGCAAGAGAUGUUGUCACUAGCCAUAUUUAUGAAAGAAAAUCAGAAGGACGUUUACCAAUUCGCUGGAUGGCUCCAGAAUCACUUUAUGAUAACAUCUAUUGUACCAAAAGUGAUGUCUGGUCAUUUGGAGUUCUUAUGUGGGAAAUUGUUACUCUAGGCUCUACACCUUACCCUGGAUUGGCAGCAGCUGAAGUCAUGCGCACUGUAAAACAUGGACAUCGUCUAGAAAAACCAGAACAUUGCAAACGUGAAAUGUAUAAUGUUAUGUAUUAUUGCUGGGACAUUAAUCCUAAACAUAGGCCUUCUUUCAGUGAACUUGUUACUUUGUUAGAUAGACUGUUGGUCAGUGAUAAAGAGUACAUUGAAUUAAAUAGGUUUCCAGAUCACUCAUAUUACAACCUCACAGAUUUAUCUGGUGAAAUAUUGUGAUAUGUAGUAUGAUAAAUUAUAAAGUGCAAAGAAGCUCAAAAUAAUUCAUAUGACUAAUUCAAUAUCUGUGAUCUAUUAAAUAAAAUACAUUCCAUUUACAAAAUGAAUUUGAAACAAUUAAAAUUCCAGUUUUUAAAUGUCAUGUUAUUAUAUUGUGCAUUCCCUUUUCUGGAGAGUUUAUACAUUUAUGUAGAAAGAUUGUCUUCAAUCAUUUAAUCCAAAGCAUUGUUAUUUCAGUUUCUCAGGGUGAUUAUAAAAAUAGUGUCAGAAGAUAUUAUUCUGAAUCUUGAAAAAUAAACGAAUAUCCUCAAAAUCUCCAAAAAAACUUAAAAACUUUUAAUGAAAUUUUGUUUAAAAUUUUUAAAUAUGAUUUUUCUGAGAUAUAUAUUCUAGAUUAUGAGAUUUAUUUUAUUAGUAAAUGCUGCGAAAACUUGAUUAGACAUUUUGAUAAAGGCUCAUAUGUUACCUGAUAUAAAUAAUAUAUUUUUCUAUAAAUAGUUGUUUAAUAACAUUGCAUCAUGUGCAGAUUUAUAGCUUUCAAUAGUUAUGGAACUAUCUAUUUUCUUAUUUUUGUUGAAAAACGUACAGAUAAAAGUAAUUAACAGAUAUAUACUGUAAUUAUUAUCAAAUUGCACAUGCAAUGCAGCAAAAACAACACAACAGUCACAUUGAAUUCAAAUAAUACAGAUAAAUUUAUUGUUAUUACCUUUGUUAUUUUUUUUUUAGUUUUUUAUAUUUUAAAGUACCAUAAUUAUUUGUAAUUUUUCUUCAUGAGUAACAAUUACAUCUGGUUUAAAUAUAAAAUUAUUAUUUCAUGUUCAAUGUGUAAAUGGCUCAUAGCUAUUUAUAUAUAAAUAUAUAUCCUAAAAAUUAGCUUUAAUGUAACAUUUCAUUAGAGUCUUGCAGAAAUUGUAUUUAAAUUCAAUUUGUAUUCUAAAAUAUUAUUAAAUAUUUAAAUUAUGUUAUUUCUAAUUGCUGUAGAUUUCUUUCUUUUUAGUAUAAAACUUGAUAAAUCAAUAUUUGUUAAAUAUUUGUAAUAUGUGUAUGUGAUAAAAAUCACUUUGUAUGAAUAAGAAUGUAUUUUACAUGACAUUAAAUCUAGUAGGAAAAUGUUAAAAAUGCAAUCAAUAACAUAUGCUAUUAUUGUACUGUUAUAUUGUAUAUAAAUUUUAUAUUUUUACACUGUAAAAAAGCAUUUUUUUCCUUUGAUAUGUCAUUCAAGUGUAAUUAUACAAAAAUAGUGUGUGUAUAUUAUAGUGUGACAUUUGAAGAAGGUAAAUUGUCUCAAAAUGUGUAUAUUUUUGAUUUUGUAUAGUUUCAAUGUUACAUUGUGCAAUGUCA
This is a messenger RNA of Centruroides sculpturatus (bark scorpion), 4210 nucleotides long. Its product is annotated as tyrosine kinase receptor Cad96Ca-like. Gene Ontology annotation, biological process: cell surface receptor protein tyrosine kinase signaling pathway; protein phosphorylation; homophilic cell-cell adhesion. NCBI's taxonomy places the organism in Eukaryota, Metazoa, Arthropoda, Arachnida, Scorpiones, Buthidae. The transcript is spliced from 15 exons. Gene Ontology annotation, molecular function: transmembrane receptor protein tyrosine kinase activity; ATP binding; calcium ion binding. Gene Ontology annotation, cellular component: membrane; signaling receptor complex. The coding region runs from base 833 to 2869 and encodes 678 amino acids. The record is from RefSeq and is a predicted model, not a curated record.